AUUCUCUCUAUGUAUGUAUAAAAACUCUAUGUUCUUUUUAAGCCACAAUCCUCUUCUCUCUUAGCUUGUCUCACUCUUUUACUUAACCAAUAACCUCCAAAAAUAAGCGAAGACGAAACUGGUUUAGCAAGAUAAAACUGGAGAUUACGGAGACAUACUGGAACCGGAACUCGAACCUUAAAAGAGGAAGGAAGCAUUUUUGUGCUUUUAGCUUAUGGUGUCGGUGAAUCCCAACCCAGCUCAGGGUUUUUACUUCUUUGAUCCCAUGAGUAUGGGACUUCCGGGUCUCAAUUCUCUGCCGCCGCAGAUGAAUUCUACUGCCAGUACCACGGCUACUAAUAAUACAACUGCGGCGGGUAACACUGCCACGUCCACUACAAGUGCGGCUGCUAAUACUGUGGCUUUUGCUGAUGAUCCGAAUAAGAAGAUCCGAAAGCCGUAUACUAUUACCAAGUCCAGAGAGAGCUGGACGGAACAGGAGCAUGAUAAGUUUCUAGAAGCGCUUCAACUAUUUGAUCGUGAUUGGAAGAAGAUUGAAGCAUUUGUUGGAUCAAAGACAGUUAUCCAGAUACGUAGCCAUGCACAGAAAUACUUUUUGAAGGUUCAGAAGAAUGGAACAAGUGAACAUGUACCUCCACCUCGGCCAAAGAGAAAAGCAGCUCAUCCAUACCCGCAGAAGGCACCUAAAAAUGUGGCUCCAGUUGUAACCCAAGUGACUGGCCCAUUUCAACCUUCACCUGCUUCAUUAGAGCCCAGAUAUGUUUACGGGUCAGAUCCUCCAUCAGUUCUUGGAAACCCAAUGACUGGUGGACCUCUGACAUCCUGGAAUUUUAAUUCCAUGGCACCAGUCAAUGCUUCUGGAGCGACUAAAGAUGAAGUGGGAUUGGCUGCACCAGCAAAUAAUUGUUGCUACAGUAGUAGCAAUGAGAGCACCCCAAGGACUGGGCGAACUAGUGAAAUAAUUGAUCGAGGUGAUCAGGGCAAGGCAGUACGAGUUAUGCCAGACUUUGCUCAAGUGUACAGCUUCAUUGGGAGUGUCUUUGACCCCAAUGCGAGUGGUCACUUGCAGAAGAUGAAGCAGAUGGACCCAAUAAAUUUGGAAACAGUAUUACUGUUGAUGAGAAACCUCUCCAUUAAUUUGACAAGUCCUGAGUUUGAGGAUCAUAGAAGGUUGCUUGCAUCAUAUGACAUCGACACCGAGAAGGCAAAAUCUGUUGGCCCUUUCGUUGACAUGGAUACUGAUAGAACUCCAAAAGAAGUGAGAGGUUGAGAACUUUUUGAUUAGCAGUAAAUGAGCAUGAUGAUAUAUCUUGGGAAUUUCCCCGUCUUCCCACAGAUGAUGGAUCACUGCUUGCUAAGAAUAGUAAAUUCUAGUGGAGGAAAAUUAUCCGCUAUGCCACGAUCCAAACAAUUGGAUAGUGUCAAAGAAGCUUGUAUAUAUAUAUGUGUGUGUGUGUGUGUGUGUGUGUAUGUAUGUAUGUAAUAUAGGCAAUUUGCUCUUCCUGGUUCUGUAUGCUGGUAGUAUUUUACUUACACUCCUUGCAAUGUAGAUAUAGUAUCUUCACUGUUGGACCCAGAGGCUACCAUGUAUAGAGUUUUGAGUGAGUUUUUGGCUGUAUAUUUGUCAUAAGAUGUGCUUUUUGAGGUCUUGUAGGCGAGAUGAAUCUUUUCGGUAUCUGUAUUUAUCAAUAAAUAAUGGAUAUGAAAAUGAAAGGUUAGCUGCUUUCCACAUGAAA
Molecule: messenger RNA, 1736 nt
Organism: Jatropha curcas
Lineage: Eukaryota; Viridiplantae; Streptophyta; Magnoliopsida; Malpighiales; Euphorbiaceae
Product: protein REVEILLE 3
Molecular function (GO): DNA binding
Source: RefSeq, a predicted model, not a curated record